Messenger RNA from Suillus fuscotomentosus, 447 nucleotides. RefSeq lists its product as uncharacterized. NCBI's taxonomy places the organism in Eukaryota, Fungi, Basidiomycota, Agaricomycetes, Boletales, Suillaceae. The transcript is spliced from 3 exons. The record is from RefSeq and is a predicted model, not a curated record. The coding region runs from base 1 to 447 and encodes 148 amino acids.
AUGAACAUACCUCACAAGUUGAGGUUGAAUGUGAUAUCUGAGGACCUUGAGUCCUUGACUUGGACUGCGCAAGUCAGAACAAGCACAAGCCCACACAUAAGUGUGGCACAUUUGCUUCAAUGCUACUCUCUGAUCUUGAAAUUCAAUGUAGCCCCCUUAGAUGAGCUUGCGCCUCAUAUACUGCACUAUUGGAAGACAUGUCUCAACAACAAAGAGAUCAUACAGGCUUUGCAAAAACAUUUCAAUACAGAACACUACGGUAUUGGACUGACAAAGUUUCAUCAAAUUCAUGUGGACAUGGGCCUUGAACGCUCGCGUCAGCAGGGUCACACUAUAGAGACCAUUCAUGAAGCUGUCACAGAACUUCGCCAGAUGUUCCCUCAUGCUGGAACACAAGAGAUGAUUAGUCUGCUCUUUCAUGAAAAGAAUAUGAGCAUAGCUAAGUGA